AUGGAAAAAAUUAAGGAAGUACUAGAAUACAAAUACAUCGACCCCCAAGACGACUGCCAACAGAUCGCCUUCCAUGCAGAAGAAUAUCAUAACAAAAUCCCUACAACAAUCACACAAACCCGGGAUGAAGAAAUAUUCUUGGAAGACGAUCCCAGGAUUACGACACAGCACAGAGAACACAAGGAGAUAGCAUGGAUCUACUACAUCUUCGAUCACUGCGCCUACCAUCUCUCAAAGAAAGCAGAAAACGAACUAUACCCCAAAAGAAAAGAAGAACUGCGAAUCCGCAGAGCCCAUGAGGAACAAGAACUCUCAUAUUGGGAAGUACGGGGAGAACCCGGAGAAUGGAAAACCAACAACGAUGGAAUAGCAUUCCUACGACCCAGCAUCGAAUACCCUCAGAAGUGUGUGAACCACUUCACGGGAGUCUGGUGGAAUUGCAGGGAAGACCUAUGCAAACUCCACUACAUUCCAAAAAGCGAAAGUUGGAGAUUCCGACAACAAGAACUAGACAAGCAAGGACAGGACGGCGAGACGCCCAGCCCACCUCGUCUAGGAAUCAGAGAAAGUAACCUCGGCAGAGACCGAAAGAAGGGCGAGAAGGCCCUCUACUCAAAAAACUAG
Colletotrichum truncatum is the source of this 624-nucleotide messenger RNA. Lineage: Eukaryota; Fungi; Ascomycota; Sordariomycetes; Glomerellales; Glomerellaceae. The record is from RefSeq and is a predicted model, not a curated record.